This is a messenger RNA of Clarias gariepinus (North African catfish), 1408 nucleotides long. RefSeq names its product insulin-like growth factor binding protein 2a (gene igfbp2a). Bases 22 to 960 code for a protein of 312 amino acids. Gene Ontology annotation, cellular component: extracellular region. The record is from RefSeq and is a predicted model, not a curated record. Gene Ontology annotation, molecular function: insulin-like growth factor I binding; insulin-like growth factor II binding. NCBI's taxonomy places the organism in Eukaryota, Metazoa, Chordata, Actinopteri, Siluriformes, Clariidae. The transcript is spliced from 4 exons. Gene Ontology annotation, biological process: regulation of insulin-like growth factor receptor signaling pathway.
GUUGUGUUAUGUCAGCGCUACAUGAGCCCCGAUUGGCCAGCGAGCAGAAGCCAAGUUGUUGUAUUUCACCUGUCUGCGUUUCCAUUAUCUUUAGCUUCAGAUAAAAAGCGAAAGGAGAGCACUUUAAAAUACCCAAUUACAAUGUCGCACGUAUUGCUGGAGCUGCUGCUGUUGGUGGCAUUUGCGGACGUCACGCGUACAGAGCUCGCGUUUCGCUGCCCAAGCUGCAGCGCCGAGCGCCAGGCGGCUUGUCCCACUCUCACUGCUGAGAGCUGCGGCGAGAUCGUGCGUGAACCGGGCUGCGGUUGCUGCCCUGUAUGUGCACGCCGGGUCGGAGAGCCAUGUGGUGUCUACACACCGCGCUGCGCCAGCGGCCUGCGCUGUUACCCUGAGCCGGACUCGGAGCUGCCGCUGGAGCAGCUAGUGCGCGGCCUCGGUCGGUGCGCGCUCAAAGCAGAUGCAGAGCCCAGCACGGGGAGCGCUGAACUUAGCGGUGAGGUGCUGGAAGCAGAACAAACUGAAGUUCCUCCGAUCAGAAAGCUCACAAAGGACAGCCAAUGGAUAGGCCCUAAAGAGAGCGCUGUAAUUCAUCACAGGCAGCAGAUGAGGACAAAGAUGAAGUAUAAAACAGAGGAGCCCAAGAUACCACGAACCAAGCUGAGUCAGUGUCAGCAGGAGUUGGAGCAGAUACUUGAAAGAAUCUCCAAAAUGCCCUUCCGAGACAAUCGUGGACCUUUGGAAGACCUCUACUUGGUGCACAUACCCAACUGUGACAAGAGGGGCCAAUACAACUUGAAACAGUGUAAAAUGUCAGUGAACGGACACCGGGGUGAGUGCUGGUGUGUGAAUCCACACACAGGCAGACACAUCCAGUCCUCCCCAGUUGUGAGAGGUGACCCCAACUGCAGUCAACACAUCAAUGCAUUUGAGAUGGAGCCACCUUCAGCACCACCAAACUAAAAAGCAUAGAAAACCAUUUGUACCUAUAGAGUCAGUCAUUUAACUUGUUUUUUUAUGAUUUAAAUAGUACAAACAUGUAGUAGUGUCUGUGAUUUUAGUAAAUUGAAGUUCAGCAUAUACCAGGGUUAUGUGUGACGUUAUACUGUAUGUGAUACAGAAAAAUGCAAGCUGGUUUUACAACCAGUGGUUUUAGAAGUUGAUUACAUCAUAUAGAAAAUAUAUGGGUAAUUCUUUUCCACAUAUUGUAAAUUAAAUGGACCAAGAUAUUAUCAGUAUGUAAUGGACCUUAAGUUUGGCGUUAUUUUUCACAAUUGUUCAUUUUAAAGAUUAUUAUGCCUAACAGUGAAUUUGGCCCUACUAAAAUAUACAAUAUAUAUAUCAUACAUAGAUUGUACUGCUACAGUUAAGUAAUUAAAUAUUUUGACUAAAGUAAUUUUUACUUUAUGUA